This is a messenger RNA of Lachancea lanzarotensis, 684 nucleotides long. It is a transcript of the gene ADK1, whose product is annotated as LALA0S04e05754g1_1. The record is from RefSeq and is a predicted model, not a curated record. The transcript has a single exon. Gene Ontology annotation, cellular component: cytoplasm; mitochondrion. Gene Ontology annotation, biological process: ADP biosynthetic process. Lineage: Eukaryota; Fungi; Ascomycota; Saccharomycetes; Saccharomycetales; Saccharomycetaceae. Bases 1 to 684 code for a protein of 227 amino acids. Gene Ontology annotation, molecular function: AMP kinase activity; ATP binding.
AUGGCCCAGCAAGACUUGAAACAUGUUCCUGAAUCCAUCAGAAUGGUGCUAAUUGGUCCACCAGGUGCCGGAAAAGGUACCCAAGCUCCAAACUUGAAAGAGCGUUUCUGCGCUUGCCACUUGGCCACCGGUGACAUGUUGAGAUCUCAAGUUGCCAAGAAGACCGCUCUCGGAUUGGAGGCCAAGAAAAUCAUGGACCAAGGUGGUUUGGUCUCGGACGAGAUCAUGGUCAACAUGAUCAAGCACGAGUUGUCAACAAACUCGGAGUGCAAGAACGGUUUCAUCUUGGAUGGCUUCCCAAGAACCAUCCCACAGGCCCAGAAGCUCGACCAGAUGUUGGUGGAGCAAGGCAGACCUCUGGAGAAAGCCGUCGAGCUGAAAAUCGACGACGAAUUGUUGGUCUCCAGAAUCACCGGCAGACUCGUCCAUCCAGCCUCUGGAAGAUCCUACCACAAGAUCUUCAACCCUCCUGCUAAGGACAUGAAGGAUGACGUCACGGGCGAAGAUUUGGUCCAGAGAAGCGACGAUAACGCCGACGCUUUGAAGAAAAGACUCGGUGCGUACCACCAGCAAACCGAGCCAAUUGUUGAUUUCUACAAGAAGACCGGCAUCUGGUCCGGCGUCGACGCCUCCCAGUCUCCAAAGACUGUGUGGUCCGACAUCUUGAAGUGUCUAGGCAAGUAA